AUGCGGCGUAACAAUGUCAUUGUUCUUACCCCGACAGACUGUAUGCUAAUUGGAGUGCGGGCAUUUAAUGAAAGAGGCCUCAGACCAACUGCCAGAAACCAAGGUGGGUCAAAUCAGUCAUUAACGACAGCCUCAAAUGGGGACUUACGUUCUCAAAGAGAAAAAUUAUAUUCGAUGCUACAGGAAGCUUGUGACGAUUUGCCGCCGACUGAUUCACCAGAGGGUACGACAUCCCCAGGAGGUGCUCGCAAACAAGAAUCUCCAGAAGAAGGUCAAAUAUCAACUGCUAUUGUUAAUGCAGAAAAAUUGAUUAAAAUGGUUUCAGCGACACGCGGGACAAAGGGUAUUAACAAAAAGGCAGAACAACAAAAACAAGAAAAACAUAAACAAGAUGAAUUGCAAAAGGCAGAACAACAGUGGAAAUCAAAAUUUAGUGACGUUAUAAACUGGCUCAAUAAGUUGGUUAAGCAAAUUGAUGACAGCAAAUAUGACGAGAAAGAUUUUACAAAAUCGAAAAAUAUAGCAGGAAGUCACGAGGAAGUUAAUAAAUGCAAUGCUAUCAUUCUGGAUUGUUGUAGAAAGCUGAAAAAUGAAAAUGAUAGUAAAACGAGUAUCGAAACAGAAGUAGCAUCGUUACUGGAGGAUAUUAAAGCAUGGGGUGAUACCAAACCUCCCAAAAAAGCAAACGUAAAUACAUGCAAAGUGGUCGAAUCUCUUCGUGAUAGUCGCUCGAAGCUUCGUGAAAGAAUACUUGAAUUUAAAAGUAUCGAAACCGAAGUAGCAUCAUUACUUGAGGAUAUUAAAGCAUGGGAUGAUACCAAACCUCCCAAGAAAGCAAACGGAAAUGCAAGCACAGUGGUCGAAGCUCUUCGUGAUAGUCGCUCGAAGCUUCGCGAAAGAAUACUUGAAUUUAAAAGUGCCAAUAAAGAAAUGAAAUUAUUAUUGAACGAAAUUAAAGAAUGGAAUGAUAUCAAAACUAUCAAUGAAGCUAAAGAAGAUUGUAAAGAUAAAGUUGUAAAAGAAUUUCGAGAAGGUCGUUUGCAGGUUCAUAAAUGGAAAAAAGAGUUUAAAAGCGCAAAAGAAGAAGUUGAUUGUCUUACAAAGGACCUAAAGUCAUGGUUUGAAGUGAAAGCUAUAGACGGAGAAAUAGAUUCUGACUGUGAAUUAGCAAGAUUAAUUCGUUCAAAUCGUUCCACAAUUUUUGAAAAAAAGAAAGAGCUUCAAAGUAUCCAAUCGGAAGUAAACUCUUUCCUGGAGGAUAUUGAUAGAUGGGAUGAUACCAAACCUCUAAACAAAGCAAACAAAAAUCAAUGCAAAGUGGUCAUAGCUCUCCGUGAAAGUCGCUCGAAGCUUCGCGAAAGAAAACUUGAAUUUAAAAGUGGACAUGACAAAGUGGGUAUCGCGCGGAAGGAUAAACAAAGUCAAGACCAAGUGGUUAAAGAAAUGUGGAGACUGAUAAGCCCUUCAUCAGGCAAAGCUAACUCAGACGGAUAUGAAAUCGGAACAGCUUUGAUAGAGAUAAAACAAUACGUAUCAGAUGCGCAAAUACGUCUUGCUGAAUUCAACGAUAUCGAAACAGAAGUAAAUUCUUUACUGGAGGAGAUUAAUAGAUGGGAUGAUACCAAACCUCUAAACAAAGCAAACAACAAUCAAUGCAGGGUGGUCAUAGCUCUCCGUGAAAGUCGUUCGAAGCUUCGUGAAAGAAUACUUGAAUUUAAAAGUGGACAACAUGACAAAGAAGAACUUGCGCGGAACGAGAAACGUAGUCAAGAGCAAGUGAUCAUGAUUCAAGAAAUAUUGACAAUUAUUGGGUCUACAUCGAGCAAAGUUAUCUCGGGAGGAGAUGAAAUCGGAACAGGUUUGACAGUGAUUAAAAAGUACGUGUCUAAUGCGCAAGGACGUUUAGCUGAAUUCAACAAGUAAGCUUCUUUCUGACCAGAUCACCUUGGUCAGUCAUUCCAAGUAUUAUCACAAGCAUAAUUAGCGGAUGUCCUUUGACUUU
This is a messenger RNA of Ruditapes philippinarum (Manila clam), 2002 nucleotides long. RefSeq lists its product as uncharacterized. The transcript has 15 exons. The coding region runs from base 1 to 1923 and encodes 640 amino acids. The record is from RefSeq and is a predicted model, not a curated record. NCBI's taxonomy places the organism in Eukaryota, Metazoa, Mollusca, Bivalvia, Venerida, Veneridae.